GACCGGGGAAGUCGGGCGGCCCUUGGCCUGGCCCCGGUCCCCGCCGGUCCCGGCUGCUCCCCGCGCGUGCGAGCGGCAGGUGAGGGGCGCGCGCCGGCCCCUCCGCAGCGCCCAGGACGCCGCCUCGGACAGGAGUCACUGCAGUUGUCUUUAGUACAGACACACUCUUUUCGGGAGUGACUUCUUGGUUCCUUCAUGCGGCCAUGGAUCUGGACAAACCGUCUGUCUGGGGCUCAUUAAAACAGCGGACCAGGCCUUUGCUAAUCAACUUGAGCAAGAAGAAGGUGAAAAAGAACGCAAACAAACCCCUCGACGUAAGGGCAAGGCAUGACCUGGAUCGCCGCCUCAGCAUCUCCGUCCCUGACCUCUUGGAGGCUGAGGCCUUGGCCCCGGAGGGUCGGCCGUACUCCGGGCCCCAGUCGUCCUAUACCUCAGUGCCCAGCAGCCUGUCAACUGCAGGCAUCUGUCCCAAGACUAGCGGUGGCUCCUUGAAACAGUCUGAAGAGGAAUUGGAUUGGAGCCAGGAAGAAGCAGGCCACCUCCACGUGGUGGAAACGGAUUCCGAGGAGACCUACGCCUCUCCCGCCGAGGACAGGAGCGCUUCCAGCAAUGGCAUCUUUGAUCUGCUCCAGAAAACUCCCCUCGGGGAGGAUGCCCUGGAAGAGCCAGAGAAUCUAUGUGGCAGUGGGGAUCUAAGUGCUUCUCUGACAUCCCAACAAUUUGAAGAACAAUCUACUCUCGGGGAAGCUGGAGAUGGCUUGAGUAAUCUGCCCAGCCCUUUCGCCUACCUCCUCACCAUACACCUGAAGGAGGGCCGGAACCUGGUCAUCCGAGAUCGCUGUGGCACAAGCGAUCCCUAUGUGAAAUUUAAGCUGAAUGGGAAGACACUGUACAAAAGUAAAGUCAUAUAUAAGAACUUGAACCCGGUUUGGGAUGAAAUAGUUGUAUUACCAAUACAGAGCCUUGACCAAAAGCUACGUGUGAAGGUAUAUGAUCGAGACUUAACUACGUCUGAUUUCAUGGGUUCUGCAUUUGUCCUUCUCAGUGAUCUUGAGCUUAACAGAACGACUGAACAUAUUUUAAAACUGGAAGAUCCAAACAGUUUAGAAGAUGACAUGGGAGUGAUCGUGUUAAAUCUGAACCUAGUAGUAAAACAGGGUGAUUUCAAGAGACAUCGUUGGUCAAAUCGGAAGCGGUUGAGUGCGAGCAAGUCCUCUCUGAUACGCAACCUACGGCUCUCAGAGUCCUUGAAAAAGAACCAACUCUGGAACGGGAUUAUAAGUAUAACUUUGCUGGAAGGGAGGAAUGUGUCAGGAGGAAGCAUGACAGAGAUGUUUGUCCAGUUAAAACUGGGAGAUCAGAGGUACAAAAGUAAGACACUGUGUAAGAAUGCAAAUCCGCAGUGGCGGGAACAGUUUGACUUUCACUACUUCUCUGACAGGAUGGGCAUUUUGGACAUCGAAGUGUGGGGAAAGGACAGCAAAAAGCACGAGGAGCGUCUCGGCACGUGUAAAGUGGAUAUCGCGGCACUCCCGCUCAAGCAAGCCAACUGCUUGGAGCUGCCACUGGAUAGCUGCCUGGGGGCUCUGCUGAUGUUGAUCACACUUACUCCCUGCACGGGGGUCUCUGUCUCCGAUCUGUGUGUGUGCCCCUUGGCAGACCCCAGCGAAAGAAAGCAGAUUGACCAGCGCUAUUGCUUACAGAACUCCCUGAAAGAUAUGAAGGACAUCGGCAUUUUACAAGUGAAAGUUUUGAAGGCAGUCGAUCUCUUAGCAGCCGACUUCUCAGGAAAGAGUGAUCCUUUUUGCUUGUUGGAGUUAGGCAAUGACCGACUUCAGACACAUACCAUUUACAAAAACCUCAACCCUGAGUGGAACAAAGUUUUUACAUUUCCUAUUAAAGACAUCCAUGAUGUUUUGGAAGUGACAGUGUUUGAUGAAGAUGGAGAUAAACCCCCUGAUUUUCUUGGAAAAGUUGCCAUUCCCUUGCUGUCUAUUCGAGAUGGACAACCAAAUUGUUAUGUGCUAAAGAAUAAAGAUUUAGAACAAGCUUUUAAAGGAGUUAUUUACUUGGAGAUGGACCUCAUAUAUAAUCCGAUCAAAGCAAGUAUUAGGACCUUUACUCCUAGAGAGAAACGCUUUGCUGAAGAUGGCCGCAAGCUAUCCAAAAAGAUCUUAUCAAGAGAUGCAGACCGUGUGAAAAGAAUUACCAUGGCAAUAUGGAAUACAAUACAGUUCCUUAAAAGCUGCUUCCAGUGGGAAUCCACAUUGAGAAGUGCAAUAGCAUUCGUGGUGUUUUUGGUCACUGUCUGGAAUUUCGAGCUGUAUAUGAUCCCCCUGGCGUUAUUGCUGCUGUUUAUCUACAAUUUCCUCAGACCCAUGAAAGGGAAGGUUGGCAGCGUCCAGGACAGCCAGGAGAGCACAGACAUAGAUGAAGAGGAGGAUGACGAUGACAAGGAAUCCGAGAAAAAGGGGUUAAUUGAAAGAAUCUAUAUGGUGCAGGAUAUUGUUUCAACUGUUCAAAACAUCUUGGAAGAAAUAGCUUCUUUUGGAGAAAGAAUUAAAAACACAUUCAACUGGACGGUCCCGUUCCUUUCCUUCCUAGCCUGUUUGAUACUGGCAGUGGCCACCAUCAUUUUGUAUUUCAUUCCACUUCGGUACAUCGUUUUAAUCUGGGGCAUAAAUAAAUUUACUAAGAAGCUUCGAAAUCCCUAUGCCAUCGACAACAAUGAGCUACUAGACUUCCUCUCCAGGGUGCCGUCUGAUGUUCAAAAGGUGCAGUACGCGGAAUUGAAACUCUGCAGCAGUCAGAGCCCCCUUCGGAAGAAGCGCAGCGCGCUCUAGGACACACACCGACUUUGGACACCAGCACCGGAUUCUGUUUGGUUGAUUAGACCAAUACCAUCGCUCUUUCAGUGGUACCCGUGGUGUCAUUCUGAAAUGCAUCUGUGUGGACCCUUCGCUGUAUUCUCUCCCCUUCUUCACGCGCACAGAUGCACACACGCGCGUGCGCACAUCCGCAUGCAUGGGCGUCCUAGUCGCAUAGCGGUUCAGCCCAGCAAAAGCAAACAAUCCAGAGACUAGGAAAGACUUAACAUCCCUUCUCAAAUAGGAGAUAAAGCAAGGCUGCUAUGGGUCUGAACACCCUCCCUGAGAACAACUCUAGACCGUUCGGAUUCAAGAGUGACUUUGAACUUGUUUUCACACCUCCGACGGAUUCUCAUUAAGAUUCAGUUAUUUCCAUUCCCCAUCCCCACACUCCUUUCAGAUUAUUGUUCAUGAGUCACUUUUUUCUCUGAGUUAACAAGUCUUUGAUAGCCAUCAUCUAGCAAAUAAUGUAUAUUAUAAAUAGAGUUUUUAAUACUUACCAGGUUCAGCCCAAAUCUUUGGGAAUCUUUCGGCUGUGAUUGCUGAAGACCUAUAUGUAAAAUUUCAGUAAACCCCUAGGUGCUGGAUGCCAGCCUACAUCACGGGCCACCGUGGGCAAUGGAUGCCCCAGGAAGGUCCAAAGGGAUCGCUCCUCCGAAGUGUAAAGGUUUAACGAAAGUAUUUAGUUGCCUUAAAACGCCAUUUCUUCUGACUUUACUUUUUGCUUAUUUCCAAAAUAAACUGUCAACAUUACAGCUUCAGAAAGGCGGAGAGGGGAUGGAUGAAUGACCUCUGAGAGUAUUUAGAAAGAUAAAGACUGAGGAGCAAGGGAUUAAUAAAUGUGGCUGCUUACCUGAUUGUCAUAAUCAGCUCAUUUGCCCGCCUUUUUGAGCAGAAAGUAAAAAUAGUUUAGCAGUCAAAAUUGAUCUUUGGUUCCUCUCAUGGGCAAAAUAAGCUACACAUAAUACAAAUAUAUCUCGGAAACCUUUUUCUAGAAAAGUACCACCUUGAAGUCUUCCUUUGAGUGUAUCUGAUUCCUGCAGACCCCACCAUUUCAGUAACCCCCCCCAGAAUAAAAAUUCCAAUUCUGUGCAUAUUUAAAAUGUAUGCAAGUAUCUUUCUGUUCAAAUGAUAUUUAAGUUGUAAAGACUAUAUUUUGUGGACACAUACUUUGUAUGUGCAGUUUUAUAUAUAUAAUAUAUAUGUGUAUUGUAAAGAAAAGUUGAGGUAAAAAGACCUGAUUUAAUAGUGAGUUUUACUAUGGUUUUUUUUUCUCUCUCUGCGUUGUAAUUUAAUAAUCUUCAAACAAAAUGUUUAUGAAAAAUGCCAAAGAUUCUAAACCUUAUCAUCCCGUGUCUGUUUUUCUUCAUAUUAUAUCUUCCUGGCUGAGCCAGAUUUCUGCAUGAUUUGAUUUACUUCAAGUUAAUGAAGCUGGCUGGAAAAGAGCCUGGCAGAAAUUAUAAAAGCUCCAGUAAAUCUCUUAGUUGUACAUACAAUAGAUACCCAAGAACCUCUUUUGUUAAACCAGUUACUCAAUCUUCUGUGUAAACAAUGCCUCAUUGUCUCACUCCCAACUAUCAUCUAGUUUAUCAUAGUCUGUCAUUUUGUAACGACCUAAGUCAGACAUUUUUAAACAGACAUGUGAGAUCUGAUCAGUCAUUUGAAUGAAAACUUUCAGCAGCAAAAUAACCCCUUAUUUAUUUAAAAGUGGAACCAAUACUUUAUUGUUGUUCUUUUGCUAUAGAAUUUCAAAAUGAAAUAAUUUGCCCGACAAGAAGGCAUCGUUAGUUAGACUUACUUCUUUUGUAGCCUGACUGAAAUUCUCAGUGUAGAGUUUAGGACACAAACAGCUGCUGGGAUGCAGGAGCAAGACCGAAUCAACCUUCAAUAAACUCUUUAUGGAAAACAAUUGUUAAUUGAUUAAGUAGAUGUUGGAUGCUAAAAAUGAAUGAUAGUUGUAAGUGAAAUGUGAAGAUUUAUACAAGUAAUCAGAAACUUGUUUGAAGAUUCCUGAAUGCUUCAGAUAAGAUGUAUGGAUUAUGGAUUCACAGUGUGAUAAUUAAAGAUAAUUUAAUAGGAAUGUUGAAGUUUUGCCGAGCUCUCCUUAUUCUCUUCUCAAAUUUCACAUGUCCAUUUCCAGCCCUGCCUGGAUAUCUCACAGGCAUCUAUACUUCAGGGGGUCAGAAACUCAGCGUUCUCUCUCCCUCCAUGUGUUCAGGACCCCAGCACCAUGGUCUCCUUCUAGCUUCCUUAUUUCCUUUAUUGGCAUUGGCAUCUCCUGGGGUGGGAGGCCCUGGGCAUCCCCUUUUUUGUUCCUCAUGCUUUUUUCCCCAUCUCCCAACCCAUAAAAUCUGGUAGCUCCAGCUGACGUGUUGUCUUGUCCGUUUCUAUCUUGUCCAUUUCUGAUCGCCACCACCCAAGUUGAGGCCUCUGUAACUUAUGAGAAGUCACAGCAAUGGUGCCCAUUACAUUACGCCAGGUUAAUCCCAUUUGUACUGUUCUUUUCACUUGGAAUACUUUCUCCCCAGUUUCUGUCUAAAUAAAUUCUGCCCUUAAAAUUCUCAAAAGUCUCCUGCCCCAAAUAGGCUUUCUUAGUUCCUUGGCUGGAUGAAAUCCUACCCUUCUCUUUCUCACCCCUGCAUCUUAUAUAUCCUUCUGGCAUCUGCCGUAGCUCAUAGUUACCAGAGGCCUUGACACCCAGUGUACUCUACGGGGUAACACAUCCUAUCUGGCACCUAAUAGACACUGUAAAUACGUGUCUCACUAACUGGGCCAUAGAUGACUUUUCUUUCUCUGGCCUUUGGUGUGUGACUCUCCGAGCAGAGGGCUGAGCUGGAUAGAUUAGUGUGGUCUAUCCUAAGAACUAAUUUCUUGCAUUAAAUGCUAGCUUAUAUUGUGUGAUAUUAUUUAUAAACUCUGGCCUUCUUGAUUAUAAACUUUAAAAUUAAAUAAUGUCUUAUACUUGGAGAAGUUCUUACCCCCAUGUCAAAGUAAAAUAUAAUAUUUAUCUGUGGGCUCUAAAACAAUUUUUGAUUCUUUUUCUCGUCAUUUAUCAUUUGACAAACAUAUAUUGAACACUGAUGAUCUACCUGAACAAAACAGACUACGUUCCCUGAUAGAGCCAGACAUUAAACAGAUCCUUUUGAGCAGUGGCUUGACAUUCUCAGAUUCAAGUUUUGAAAAGAGCAUUCUGGCUGCAGUGGGUAGACUAGCAAUUACGAAUGUUCAGAGCAGAGCCAAUUGUAGUUCUGACCAAUUGAUGGUAGCCUGGACUUUCAAAUAGUGGCACUGGAAAAAGAAAAAAAUAUAAUGAAAUUGGAAGAUGGUUAGGAGAUCAAGUGAGCAGGACUUAGCAGGUGCGUGACUGUAGGAUGAAGGAGAGAGUAGAGUCAAGGGAUGGCUCUCAGUCUUUCAUCUCCAGGUCUAGGAAGAUGGUGUCAACUUUUGCUGAGGGAGAGAAUUAUAGGAUCAGCUGUGGGAAGAACUGCAUGAGCCCAGUUUUAGCUGGUGUUGAAUUUGAGGUGCCUGAGGAGUCUCUAAAUGGAGAUGUCAGAGAGGUAAGUGAAUGCGUGGAUGUGGAACACAGAGAAGAAAUACACCUUACUUGAGAGAGACAUUUAAGGGCCAACAUUCAUAGAAAAUGAUUGCAGCUGCAUGCUUCAAGAGAUUGAACUCAACAAAGUCAUAUAUAUAAAGAUGAGUCUGCUAAUAGUAUAAAUAGAAUUAGGAGAAAGUAGUAAGCAUGAACUGUCAUAGAGUUUAAUGAUAAAUGUGUUUCAAUGAUAAUGUGUUUCAAGAAAGCAGGUGUGGUCAGUAGUGCUAAUUGCUGCUGAGAUCACAUAAGUUGAGGAGAGAAUAAUGACCUUUACUUAAUGACAUGGCAAUUUGGGGGGACCUUGGCAGCAAGACAUUUCAGUGGAUUGGUAGAAGUGGAAACCAGAUUUGGCUUGAGAAGUGAGUGAAUGUAGGAAAAUGGAGACUGACUGGAGGUAACUCAUGAAAAGUUCCACUGGAAGAGAGGGGAGAGAGAGCGUAGUGACUAGGAAUGGAAGAAGGUGUACAGGACGAGUUCACUAAGGAAAACAUAGAUGUGUCAUGGACUCAGUGUAAACUUAGGAGCUACAAAAAAUUCUUCAUGAGUAUGAGAUUGUUAUCCAUAUUCAUUAUUUAAAACUAUGCUCUGUCAAAACCCCCCUCUCUUUUAUUUAGUAUUAAUCCAACUUUUAUGGCAACAGAAGAGUUGAAAAAUUGAAAUAGAAUAUUCUCUGAAAGUAUGAUGAGUAGUCAAUUGAUAAUUGAAUGAAAAUUGAAGGGUGACUUCUGAAGAAUGGCUUAAAGCUCAUUACCUCUUUAUAUAGGUCUCUUUGGAUAAAGCCUGCAUUCUCUUCUGGCGUUUUAAUGCAAUGAUUUACAUGGGGAAUAUGGAUAGUGAAGCACAUAAGAAUUCUGAACAUUUUGUACGACUUAUCAAAUGCCAGGUACUUUCUAAGUGCUUUAGAUAUAAUAGCUCAUUUAAUAAUUUAAAAACUAUGACAUUCCUUGAAAUACUUACGGAAAACAAAGAAACCACCAGUCUUAUGUAGACUCUCCCAGAAAUAGCAAAAAUGAAACCACUUUUCUACCCAUUUUAUGAGGCCAGUAUAAUCCUCAUUCCAAAGGCCAAUAAGGUGAUACAAGAAUGGAAAAUUACUUAUGAAAAUCUCUUAUGAAUAUAGAUGCAAAAUUAUGAAAGAUAUAUAUACCUCUAUAAUGAAAACAAUGAGGGAGAAGAUAAAUUAAGGGAUUCAUGGAUUCAAAGAUUCAAUAUAUUAAGAUGUCAAUAGAUUGAAUGUAAGUGCAGUAAAAGUUAUGUGGUUUUUUGCAGAAAUUAAUCAGCUGAUUGUAAAAUGUAUAUGAAAAUGCAAGAGUCCAAGAAUAGCCAAAGCCAUCUUGCAGAUGAUGAACACUCGCAGAUAUCAAGAUGUAUUAUAAAGGUGUUGUAACUAAGUGUGAGAUUGGCACAAGGGUGGAUAAAUUGACAAGCAGAAAAGAUCAGAAGCAGACCCACACAUAUUUGGUAACCUGUGACCUAAUUUAUGUCAAAGGUGACAUAUUUGAAGUGCGUAGGGAAAAGACCUUUUUGAAAAAUGAUGCUGGGUCAUUUUAGCAUCCACAUGGAUAAAAUGAACCUUGACUCCUUCCUUUACUAUUCACAAAAAUCAAUUCCAUAUGAAUUGUAGAUCCAAAACUAAAAGGCAAAAUGAAGAUUCCAGAAAAAGACAGGGAAAUGUCUUUAUAUCUAUGUGAUAAGCAAAGAUUUCUUCAGAUGGAAACAAGAUGCUAAUCAUAAAGGAAAAGCAUUGAUAAGUUGGAGAUGAUUAAAAUUAAUCUUUUCCUCAAAAAAUACGAUUAAGAGAGUGAAAGGAUAAGCCACAAAGUGGGAGAAGACAUUUAAUCUCUAUAUAUAAUCAGACAAAGGAUUCUUAUCCAGAACACAUGAAGAUUUUCUACAGUGAAAAGCGAGGCAACUCAGUAGAAAAACAGACAAAAGAAUUGAACAGACACUUCAUAAAUGAACCUAUCCAAAUGGCCAGGAAACAUAUAAAAGGUGCUUAACGUCGUUAGUUAUCAGGCAAACGUAAAUUGAAAUCAAGAUACUACACAUAGCCAGAAUGGCUAAAAUGGAAAAGUCAGUAUCAAGUGUUGUCAAGGUUAUGGGAAAAAAAUUCUCAUGUACUACUGAUGAAUGGGACUAUAAAUUGGUAUAACCAAUUUGGAAAACUGUUUGGCAGUAUCUAUUAAAGCUGACCCUAUGCGUCCCCUAUGACCCUUCCCCCAGUUUGACUCAAGUAUAUAAGCAACAGAUGCAUGCAUAUGUUCAAUUAAGGACAUGCCAAAGGAUAUUAAUGGCAGCACUACUUAUAUCAUUACAAAAAUGGAAACAGUAUAUACCCAUCAAUAUCUGAGUUGAUCAGUAAGUCGUGACUCUACAAUGGAAUUCUAAACAGAAAUGAAAUGAAAAACUAAUGUUACAUGUGAUAACAUGGGUAAAGUUCACAACAUCAAACAAAAGAAACAAGACACAAGCACAGGUAUAUAUAUAAUGUAUGAUUUCAUCUAUGUGAAGUUCAAAGACGGGAAACACUGUCUAUGGUGUUAGCUGUCAGGAGGCUGGGGGUGUAAUGACUAGAAGGGGCUCUAAGUGGGCUCCUGGGAUGAUGUUAAUGUUCUGUUGUUUUAGUCUGAACAUGAAUUUGUUCACUUUGUAAAAUUCAUCGAGCUGUAAACUUUUGCCUUGUGUAAUGUUCUGCAUGUUUACUAAAAAAGAAAAAAAGUAUGACAUGACAAUUUUAUCCAUAAUUACAAUUAAAGAAACAGAGGCCAAUUACUGUAAAGUAUUUUAAAUGUGCAAAGA
Messenger RNA from Equus quagga, 9261 nucleotides. It is a transcript of the gene MCTP2, whose product is annotated as multiple C2 and transmembrane domain containing 2. Gene Ontology annotation, molecular function: calcium ion binding. Gene Ontology annotation, biological process: regulation of neurotransmitter secretion. The transcript has 23 exons. Gene Ontology annotation, cellular component: synaptic vesicle membrane. Bases 204 to 2843 code for a protein of 879 amino acids. NCBI's taxonomy places the organism in Eukaryota, Metazoa, Chordata, Mammalia, Perissodactyla, Equidae. The record is from RefSeq and is a predicted model, not a curated record.